Molecule: messenger RNA, 2381 nt
Organism: Vicugna pacos (alpaca)
Lineage: Eukaryota; Metazoa; Chordata; Mammalia; Artiodactyla; Camelidae
Source: RefSeq, a predicted model, not a curated record
CCGGGGCUGGGCGGGGCCGGCUCUUCCUGCUGUGCUCGGACUGCCCCCUCUGGUGACCCUUGAGUGGGGCUAUGGCGGCUAUGGCGGCGGUGGUGUGGGGACGGUGCUGGCCUCGGGCGUGGCUCUGCAGGAGGGCUGGGCAGGACUGCGGCCGGCACUACCGCGCCGUGCUGUGCGCCGAGUUGAAGCAGCCCCUGGCCAUUGAGGAGGUCGCCCCCCGCCCUGUCCGGCCGCACGAGGUCAGAGUUGAUGUCCAUUUCUGUGGAAUUAACUUUGCGGAUAUUUUGGUCUGUCAUGGUCAAUAUCAGAAAAGGCCCCAACUUCCCUUCACACCUGGAGUGGAGUUUGCUGGGAUGGUAUUGGAGACAGGCACGGAUGUCAGCACGGUGAAAGAGGGAGAUCGAGUUAUUGGCAUAAGUGGCUUUAAUGGUAUGGCUGAAGAAUGCGUUGUUGACCACAAGGCACUGUGGCAGAUUCCAGAAGGUGUCCCCCUUCGAGAAGCGGCGGCCCUACCUGUAUCUUACGGCACUGCUAUCCUGGCCUUGGAGCAUCGGGCCCGGACCCAGCCUGGAGAAACCGUCUUAGUGACAGCAGCAGCUGGAGCCACAGGCCUUGCUGUGAUAGACGUGGCAACAAACAUUCUUCAGGCCAAGGUAAUAGCUGCUGCGGGCAGUGAUGAGAAGUGCCAGCUGGCGAUGCAGCGGGGUGCCCACUCCAGCGUGAACUACAGUCAGGGCAGCCUGAAGGAGGCAGUGAGGAAGCUGGUGGGCAAUGGCGGGGUGAACGUGGUCAUCGACACUGUGGGAGGAGAUCUCUUCCUGGAAGCUCUCCGCAGCCUGGCAUGGGAAGGCAGGAUUGUGGUGGUGGGUUUUGCCGGAGGAACCAUUGCUUCUGUGCCAGCCAAUCUUCUGCUUCUGAAGAAUGUCUCUGCUAUGGGGCUGUACUUGAGCCGAUACUGGGACCAGAACUUUCCCUUGUUCUCCAGGGGCCUGUCCUCUGCAAUUCAGUACUGCCAGCAAGGGCGCAUCCAGCCACACAUCGGAGCUGUUUUUAAGCUGGAGGAGGUCAACGAUGCCUUCCUUCAUGUCACACAGCGCAAAUCCACAGGCAAGGUACUUCUGUCCCUUAAAUAAGUCCUUGCUUCAGCGGCAAACUCAGCAUGUCUAAAUCCAAACUCAUAAUGUUUCCAAAAACCCUGAUUUCCCUUCUGUGUUUUUAAAGGUUUUACCACCUUCCUCAUUAACACAGUUUCAAAAUCUUUUAGAGUCACCUUUGAGUCUGUUUUCUUAUUCCUAGUUAGUGUGAUCAUAUACUUUAUUGUCCAAAUUUGGACCCAUUUGAGAGUGAAAGGAUGCUAGGAAGACAGAUGUCCCAGACAAACUAGGAUGUCUGGUCUCCCUAUUCAUAAUGUAUCAACAGCCAGGUUCUGCCAUCCUCACCUCUAAGAGGUCUCUCACUUCCAUAUCCUCUUUUCCAUUCUGACUAAUUAUGUCACAUCUGCUAAUUCCAGUCACCUUCUAACUGACUCUCCUACCUUCAAACUACCCUCGCCCCUCCAUCUUUGUUCUACAUUAUUGCCAUGGCGACCUUCCCAAAGCACAGCUAUGACUGUGUAUGUCUCAGAACUCAGCAGUGGCUCACCAUCGUCUGCAGGGUGGAGCUCAGACUCCUCCAGCUAGAUUUCAUUAUGACCAGGAUUUCGUCCCUCUGUGUUUCCAGCUGUAUGUUGGACAGCUCCACCAGCCCCUCCGUGUACACUUGGAUUGCCCACCUUCCCUACUUUGCUCUGCUAAGCAGUUUCUUUUACCCCUUAUCUCUGUUUAACACAAGCCUUCCUGACCUCCAACACCUACCUCUGCAUGAUCUUCUCCCCUCAGGUGGGUGCUCAUCUCUUUUGUUUCCCUUCUACCUUCCUGAAGCUUCUCCCCCAGGAUGUGUCACAUUCUGCCUUGCACCAGCGGGAGCAGCAUGCCUAGUGGAAUGAACAUAGGAUUCUGAAUCCAAGAUGUGGAUUUGAGUCCCAGUCUCAGCACUUGAGAGGUGGUUACUUAAGGUCUCCAGGCCUUUAUUUCCUUGCACAGUGAGUUACCCUUGAACUGAAUUGAAUAUGAGUGAUCUGCAGGUCUUAAUUUGUGAGAUUAAGUUGAGAAUUAGUUACUCUGGAAACAGCCCACAUGUUCAUCACAGAUGAGUAGAUAAACAAAAUGUGGUAUAUGCAUACAAUGGAAUAUUACUCAGCCUUACAGAGGGAGGAAAUGCUGACACAUUCUACAACAUGGAUGAACCUUGAGGACACUAUGCUAAGUGAAAUAAGCCAGUCACAAAAGGUCAAAUAUUGUAUAAUCCCACUUAUGUGAAGUACCUGGAAUAAAAUUCAUAGA